UCUGUGCGCGCCGCCCGCGCCUGCCCCGCGCGCCGCCGACACCGGCCAACGCAACUUUUGGAAACGGAACGCGAACUUUUUUUCUAUCGAAUUUUUGAAGUUUUUCGAUGUUAGUGGGUGCGGCGGUGCAGUGCGGGACCCCGAGCCGCCAGUGAGUGCGUGACCGGUGUGCACGCGUGGACUCGCCGCUAAUCACCGCGGCGCGUAACCGUGUUUCAAAAAUAAAACGUUGCCGAUUCGAAACCGGAGCACCCCGAAGGUUAAUGACAAAAUAAAAAGCAUGCAUUAAAAUUGUGUGUCUGAAAUCUAGCGAUCGCAACCUGGAGCCGCGCGUUACGUGCACGCCACGUGAGUCGCGAUAUAUUCUGCCAUGACGGACGGUUGGUUAUCUUGUGAGACACGGUUCUUUUAAAUUUACGUAAACUGUGAUUACGUCGGCAGGUCUAGUUUCCUACACCGAUUAGCACACGGGUGCGGCGCGGCCGAGACGCGGGUGCUCCGGCGGAUCGACGACGUGUGAACUCAUAAAUUUGUACUAGAACAUCUGACCUGGUAAUCUAGUUUACGUUAAUUCGUAGAAGAUUAAUUUCCUAAGCGUUACGCAGCGCGGCGUCAUCGGCCGCUGGAUGAGCGGGGCGCGAUGCCGGCAUGGCGGCCGCGCGCGCGCACGCACUCGCCACACCAUGAAACGAAGAAAACAUGAGCCAAGCGCUGUCACUGCUCAAGUUCAUCAAGAUACCGAACAAGUUAGAGCGACGUGAGAGUGAGAGGACGCGCGCAGUGGCAUGACCCGGGACAAUCUCACUGCCAAACUAAACAGUGCCUUACGUUAUAAAUAGUGUAAUCUUGGUGCUUCGAAACAAUAAAUAAUGUUAGUGAACACAGACACACGGAUGAUCAGGUUAAACGUUUAAGAUGUUAGACGUGUUUCGUGGAUUGAAGAAUCUCAUUAAAGUGAACUAUGUCCACAUCGACUCGCCGGUAUUCCGUCUGCACUACUCCAUCACCGUCAUCCUGCUGAUCUCGUUCAGUUUGAUCGUGACCACGAGGCAGUACGUCGGCAACCCGAUCGACUGCAUCCACACCAAGGACAUCCCCGAAGACGUACUCAACACCUACUGCUGGAUACACUCCACCUAUACGCUGCGGAGCUUCUUCAACAAGAAGGUGGGCGUCGAGGUGCCCUACCCUGGCAUCGGCAACAGCCGCGAGAAAGGGAAGGAAGAUAUGAGCGACAGGAAGAUAUACAAGUACUACCAAUGGGUGUGUUUUUGCCUAUUUUUUCAGGCAAUGCUGUUCUAUGCGCCCCGUUGGUUAUGGAAAUCCUGGGAGGGAGGCAAGAUCCGUGCCUUGAUGAUGGACCUGGAUGUAGGGGUGUGCACGGAGAUAGAGAAGAAGACGAAGAAGAAGUUGAUCCUCGACUACCUGUGGGAGAACCUGCGGUACCACAACUGGUGGGCGUACCGGUACUACUUGUGCGAGGGACUUGCUCUUGUCAAUGUUAUAGGGCAAAUGUUCCUGAUGAACCGUUUCUUCGACGGGGAGUUCAUGUCCUUCGGGCUGGACGUCAUCAAUUACAUGGAGUCAGAUCAGGAGGAUCGCAUCGACCCCAUGAUCUACAUAUUUCCAAGGAUGGUGAAGUGCACACUGUUCAACAAGUUCGGCUCGUCAGGCGAGGUGGAGCGGCACGACGCGCUCUGCAUCCUGCCGCUGAACGUGGUCAACGAGAAGAUCUACGUCUUCCUGUGGUUCUGGUUCGUCAUCCUCGGUAUCCUCACGUUCAUCACCCUCGUGUACCGGUUCAUCAUCAUCUUCUCGCCGCGCAUGCGCGUAUACAUGAUGCGCAUGCGCUUCCGGCUGGUGCGGCGCGACAACGUGGACACGAUCGUGCGGCGCAGCAAGAUGGGCGACUGGUACCUCCUGUACAUCCUCGGGGAGAACAUCGACUCGGUCAUCUUCCGGGACAUCAUGCACGAGUUCGCGAACAAGUUGAACCACAACUACCAGCACCACAUCCACGGCGUGCCGGACGCGUGACCUCCGGUGCCGGGGUGGGUGUUCCACACGUGACUGACGUCGCUGCAGCGCGACAUGCUGCCGCCCGCCUGAGUGCGCGUGCGCCGCCUCGCCUGCAGUACCCCACGCAUGUUCUCUUCUGGACAAUACUAACGAGUGUAAAGACUACUUUUAUCGAUACUUUUUAAUCGAAAUCGUAACAGUGCAAUUCUAAACAUGCAAUAAUAGUUUGUACUUAAUCUUUAAGAACGUGAUCUCAGGACGAAUCCUAUCGAAGGCCUUGUAAUAGUUAACAUCGACGGCUACCCCGUUAGUGCUAGUAUACUUUUAGAACUAUUUUACUCAUAGUCUCGCUGCUCGUAGUCAACUGUUAAUCGACGCUUCCUUUGUUUUCUACUUUAGCUGUUGUAAUGUGCACACACACACACACACACGAUAUACAAUUUUACACGUUUCACUCGCCAAGGAUUUGACAGACCAAAAAAAUUAAAGCAAUAAUUAAUAAAGCAAUUAAGUAUUAUAGUGUAGUUGUAAUUGAGGAUAUUACUAGUAGGAGGAACAGUUGUUUAGGGGAGGAGUAAGUACCCGCGUAGUAAGGUCACCGCCAGUUUACAGUCACGUAGCUUUUGCGUGUCAAAAGACAUUUACGUUGUAUGCAGACUUCGAACGAACUAUUGAACAUAAUCAAUAAAUAAAUAAUAUAUUGAUUCCAGCUCCCGGUCGUAUCAUAUUAGUUAUUGAAUACGAUGUGAGAGCUACUUCAGUCGGAGAAUUUUGAGAAUUUCGCAGUGGGAUGUACAUCCCGUGCUCAUGAGUUGGCUGGGAGAAUCAGAACACAAGUGAUACAACCACAAACGACGGACCCCGCCACAUUUAGCGCUCAAAUGUAAAGUUACUAUGACGAGAAGCACACACUGCCAACACUAACAGAUCACAUAAAUGUUCACUAAGAUGUGUUUGAAAAUCAUUUUGUUGUAUCUCUAUUGAUUUUAUAAAACGGAGCGACUGAAUUCUUAUAAUUUAUUCGAUUAGAUGAUAUUAUUGAUAUUUUGGUUGAAGACGUCUAAACAAUAUUUUGAAUUAUAACAUUCUUGAGACGUUAUAAAACCUAUGUGUUGAUUAAAUGUCUUCAUUCAAAUGUUUUAGUAGUAAGCUUGCAGAUUGAAAGUAUAAAAGACAGGAAACUAAAACUUAACUUGUAGAAAUAAAAUGUUAAGGUAAUUUGUAGCUAAGUUAGGUGACAAUAAAGUCUAUAUUUACUGUUCACUUUGAACCUGCAAGCCUAUGACGCUAUUUAGAGAAAUUUAUUUGCCUAGAAGUAGGCUAAAAACUAAUAUUGUUACAAACAAUUGUUGUAUUCGUGAUGAUUAGAGGUGUGUCAGUGUUACUGGGCUGUUUGGUCUCCAAAAAGUAACAACGGACAUUAUUUGAAAAUACACCUUAAGAUUUAAAUAGUUGGUUCGAACUUUGACUGCAAGUGAGGUGCAAAAUUGCGAUUGUGAUGUGAUUUUUGGACAAUUCAUGUGAAGCUGCAUCGAGCAAAAAGUACAGUGAUCUUGCAGAGUUGUAGUUCAAGAACCGACUUAGUCUUCGAAUUGUUAAGGUUCAUAAUACAUUGUUGAAAGAUGGUUUCAUAUAAUUUUUGGAGACCACAUAGCCUUAGUUAACAAAACACGUAAAUAUUGUAAAUGUAAAGAGGUUGUCUGGUUGUAAAGAUGUAAAGUGUUAUAAUUUAAUUUUUAUUUGCUGAUGUGUUCGGAUACAGCCGUUAAAGGCUCCAGUUAUUAAUCAAAUACUAGUUACUUUCUAACGCCCGUAUUCGAAUGAUAAGAUAAAAAGUCUCGCAUCUUAUUAACUCUUUGUAUGAAUAAGAAAUAUGUAUUAUUAGAUACAAUUUUAUUAACUUAAUCCUCAAUGUAUUCGCAAUUUAACCAACACGUAAUUUUUAUACACGAUACAGUAACGUGUUUCGUACUGUGUUACGCAACAUGUAAUGCAACGAAUACGGGCGCAACAGCAACACGAUAUUGCAACACUUAGUGAACCAUGCCAAAUAUUGUGCCAAAACAUUAUUCCUAGAAGUGUUACAGACGAAGGUUACCAUGGGAGAUAUCGAAUAAAUAAUUAUGAAAAUCAG
Messenger RNA from Spodoptera litura, 4153 nucleotides. It is a transcript of the gene shakB, whose product is annotated as Innexin family member shaking B. Gene Ontology annotation, molecular function: gap junction channel activity. The record is from RefSeq and is a predicted model, not a curated record. NCBI's taxonomy places the organism in Eukaryota, Metazoa, Arthropoda, Insecta, Lepidoptera, Noctuidae. Gene Ontology annotation, cellular component: gap junction; plasma membrane.